AUGGCCCCAUCAAUCCCAGUCCCCACCCAAGGCGGAAUGUUCCAUACUUUCCAAGGCGUCACGCCUCGAAAGCCGACGAGCGACUCCCAAGACAGCGGGAAACCCUCUGGCUCGACUGGUUCUAAGAGAAUCACUACCCCUCAUGCAUGCGCUGAAUGCAAGAGACGAAAGAUCCGCUGCGACGGCCAGCAGCCUUGCGGCCAAUGCCUGUCGAGCCGCGCUCCCAAGCGAUGCUUCUAUGACAAGCACCGGCAGCGUGUCAUCCCUUCGAGAAAGACGCUCGAGGCAUUAUCCCAAUCUCUUGAGGAAUGUCGUUCGAUUCUGAAACGACUUUUCCCAAACCAGGAUGUUCAGUCUUUACUCCCACUAUCCCGUCAUGACUUGCUGAGCCUUCUCGAACAACCUGUUCACGACACGCCUACUGCGCUCCCUUCUCCGCCUCUGAAUGCGUCUCCACUUUCGCAAGAUCUGGAUUCUCCGGUUUGCUCUGGUUCCGAGCAGGGUCUUCCUGGACUUGAACUGAUGCCUGGCCGUGAUACCGAAUGGGAUGAAGAGCGCCGUGGUCGCGACCCCAUUCCGAUCGAAGCCGACGAUGUUAAUGCACUUUCGUUAUCGGUGGAUCGGCAAUCGUCCUACCUGGGCGCCUCGUCCAUCAAGGCUGCUUUGAUGUGCCUACUCAAGGUCCAGCCCGCACUCCGGAACUCACUGACAACACCCCUUCACAGCGUUGAAGUCACCCACAGCUUCCCUACUAUGAGAUCAAAGGGCACCGCACCUAAAGACACACAACGCAUCCCAUGGUCUUGGAAGGGUCAGACACUCAUUGACGCAUACUUCAAGCGCAUCCAUGUUUUCGUUCCGAUGUUAGAUGAGGCUGCUUUCCGAGCCGACUAUCUUGAGGGCCAGCGAUUUGACGCGCCUUGGCUUGCUCUUCUCAACAUGGUCUUUGCCAUGGGGAGUAUUGUGGCUAUGAAGUCUGAUGAUUACAACCACAUCAACUAUUACAAUAGGGCCAUGGAACAUCUGCCCAUCGAUGCUUUUGGGAACAGCCACAUCGAGACUGUUCAGGCCCUGGCCCUGGUUGGCGGCUACUAUCUUCACUAUGUCAAUAGGCCAAACAUGGCCAAUGCUGUCCUCGGUGCCGCCAUCAGAAUGGCCAGCGCUCUUGGUCUCCACCGUGAGAGCUUGGCCCAAGGGUCCAGCGACAUUGCCGCCGCUGAGACCAGGCGCCGUACUUGGUGGAGCCUCUUCUGCCUUGACACGUGGGCCACAACAACGAUGGGUCGACCUUCAUUCGGGCGAUGGGGACCUGCGAUCAACAUCAGGCCCCCCGAGUUUGGCAUCAAUCAGGCUCGUGACUCUGCCCAGCACGCCGGCAUCUUGCCACUGAUCGAAAACAUCAAGUUCUGCAAGAUCGCCACCCAGAUACAGGACAUGCUUGCGAUUUCGCCCCUUCUAAGGGCAGAAGACCGCUGUAACCUGGACGGCCAGCUAGUCAACUGGUACAGCAGUCUUCCUUGGCUCUUGAGGACAACCGACCCCUGCGCUGAGCCGCUGUACAUCGCGAGGUGUAUUAUGAAGUGGCGUUACCAGAAUCUCCGCAUGCUUCUUCAUCGACCGGUUUUGCUCAGCAUAGCCAGCAGUGGUGCCUUGUCUCAGGUCGCAGAGCAAGACGUCACUGCCAUCGAAACAUGCCGUGAGCUUGCCAAGCAGACCAUUGAUGACAUUGCGCGGGAAUGGACUCGGAACCAAAUGUCCGGGUGGAACGCCGUCUGGUUUCUCUACCAGGCAGCUAUGAUUCCUCUGGUCAGCGUCUUCUGGCAAUGGAACAGUCCACGCGUUCCCGAGUGGCACCAGCAGAUCGAGACGAUCCUAGAUCUGCUAGAAGCCAUGGAAGACUGGUCAUUGGCCGCCCGCCGAAGCCGUGAAGUAGUGUGGCGAAUGUACGAAGCCUCUCGACAACCUGCCAUACGAUCAGAAAGUCCCCUGCAGGGAAUGGGGGGGGAUCAAGGCCUGCUAAUGGCUGAGGCGGAACUACACAUGUCGCCCAUUGGCCUAGAGCCCGAGGGGAUGGGCAUGAUGGGCAUCUUUGACCAGCAGGGCCUCUGGGAUCUGGACGGUAUGUACUGGGGUCAGAGUCCAGACCAAGGGGUAGACUUUUCCCCAUACAACGUCAACGACCAGAUGAUGGGCAUGGACUACAACUUGAUGGGCAGCCAGGCUGCAGCAAUGGAAGGCGCCUUCUUCGCCCAUUAG
This is a messenger RNA of Colletotrichum truncatum, 2256 nucleotides long. The record is from RefSeq and is a predicted model, not a curated record. Lineage: Eukaryota; Fungi; Ascomycota; Sordariomycetes; Glomerellales; Glomerellaceae.